AGCCAGGCAGGAGUGGAUAAAGAGGAACAGGCAGUGAAAAAUUUCAGUGACGCCUAAGGAGUUCAGGGGGGCUUAGAAGUACAGGCUGUGUAGUGGGGUCUGUUUAACAGCUGAGGGAUCUCAACAGCAUGUGCUCUCACACUACCGGAUGAUCCGAUUUAUGGAAAAGGUCACUCUGAGGCAAUUUGUGUAAAACCUGCAGCAGUCAACGGGGACACAGAAAUCUCCACUGGGUUCCAGUGUUCUGAUAAAAAGACAGGUUAGCAUUUGUUUGGAGUGGAACAUCUACAGAGCAAAGGAAGAAGAACCAGCAGACAGAACUGAGGAAUGGUUUGGAAAACCAGGUAAAGAUGAAUUGAAGAAGUCAGCCAUGAUGUGGAAUGGGACAGUGACAGUGACAGUGUCAGAAUUUGUAUUACAUUGUGCGAUAGACCCUGAGCAGAGGACCAUUACAAUCGUUUCACUUGCUCUCAUCUACUUCGUGACACUCAUUGGGAACCUGCUGGUAAUUGCAGUUAUCACUAUGAACCCUCAUCUCAAGACACCAAUGUUUCUGUACAUCUGCUUCUUAGCCAUCAUCGAUGUCGUUAACAGCACCAAUCUUAUCCCACGUAUGCUGGCUAUCCUGCUCUUCAACUCUUCAACCGUGCCUUAUGGACCCUGCUUACUGCAGCUGUCUGUCGUGUACUACCUUGGGGUUUUGGAAGGCAAUCUUUUGCUAGUUAUGGCCUGUGACCGCUAUGUGGCAGUGGUUUAUCCCCUGAGGUAUCCAUCGAUUGUUACGAGUAAAGUCGUCUGUGCCAGCAUCUUCCUGGUGAACAUCAUUGGUGCGGUGAUCCUCACGCCAUACCUGGUUUAUGUAAGAGAACUCUCCUUUUGUCGCACCAAUGUCUUGCCUUACUGUUUCUGUGACUAUGCGACAAUGGUUCAAAUCGCAUGUACCGAUGACCCCAAGUAUAUUGUCAUUUUGUCCAUCACAACAGGAAUAUCGGCGUCAUACUGUGUGACGCUGACCGUCUUUUCCUACUACAAAAUCGCUCGAGCAGCUCUGAAGAUCUCCUCCGUCAAAGGGAAACAGAAGGUCUUCAGUACCCUGCUGACCCACCUGCUGGUGGUGGGCCUCUUCUAUUUCCCUCUGAUGAUCUCCUACAUACUCCCUGGAGUCGGGGUGAAGCUGUCGGCUGAAGCCUGCACUUCUUUAAUCAUUGUAGCCAUCCUAGUCCCUCCGAUGAUGAAUCCCUUAAUCUACAGCUUUAGGAAUAAGGAAAUAAAAAGCAGCAUCCACCGGCUUUUCACAGGAAAGAGAACACAUCCCGAGAUUGAUGAUCCGUAG
Molecule: messenger RNA, 1333 nt
Organism: Erpetoichthys calabaricus (reedfish)
Lineage: Eukaryota; Metazoa; Chordata; Cladistia; Polypteriformes; Polypteridae
Product: olfactory receptor 1052-like
Exons: 2
Coding region: 371-1333 (320 amino acids)
Biological process (GO): G protein-coupled receptor signaling pathway
Cellular component (GO): membrane
Molecular function (GO): G protein-coupled receptor activity; olfactory receptor activity
Source: RefSeq, a predicted model, not a curated record